CAAAGGUCGGUGGCAGACGAAACAGCAAGUGGCAGGAAGAGAGAUUUAGCUAGCUACUAAAACUGACAGAGGAAAGUAACGUAACAACUUAAAAACGAUGGGGGAGAAAUCAGGAGUCCGGCGUAGAAGAAUUGCAGGCCGUCGGUCCGAAGAUUUAGACAGGGAAUCAUAUAAUGAAGAAACAUCACAAGGAUGGAACAAUGCUGCCUGUCUGAUUGGUGUGUUUGCGGCCCUGAUUCUAACACCUAUCAUCAUAGCUGUUAUUCCUGCCCCGAUAGAACCAGUGGUGUAUCAACUCAAAGAGCCCCCUGUGUUUGAGGGACCACUAGAACCAAAUACUCACCUACAAAAGGCAGAACAUUUGUACAAAAACCAACUAACAGGACCAGAGUCUAUUGUAGUGGAUGGAGAGCACACAUACACAGGCACUGCUGAUGGGAAGAUACUUCACAUACAUAAAGGGGAGAUAACUGUCCUGGCACGACUUGGAGUGGAACCAUGUGGUACAUUUGAAUCGGAGCCAACAUGUGGCCGCCCUUUAGGAAUGAGAUUGGACAAGGAAGGGUACUUGAUUGUAGCAGAUGCAUACUUGGGACUGUUCAGAGUAAAUGUAGCCACAGGUGAUGUGUUUGCACUGUGGCCAUCCACUUUCUCUAUUGGUGGGGAUAAGAUACGGUUCCUCAAUGAUGUCGCAGUUGCCAGCAAUGGGCUCAUCUACAUGACAGACUCCAGCAUCAAGUGGGACAGGCGCCACAAUCGGUACCUUGUUCUGGAAGCAGAAAGGUCUGGCAGGUUACUGGAGCAUGACCCCAAGACUAACACCACAGCGAGGAUUGCCAGUGCCAUGGCCUUCCCUAAUGGUAUACAGCUAUCAAAGAAUGAAGAUUUCCUGUUGAUCUGUGAGACCACAAAAGCCAGAAUUUUAAAGUACCAGUUGACAGGGUCUGGAGCAGGGGAGGUAAGCGUGUUUAUAGACAACCUACCAGGUUUACCAGACAACAUACGUCCCAGCAGUACAGGAGGAUACUGGAUAGGAAUGGCCACUGCCCGCCGAGGAGGAAAAUUCAGCUUAGUAGAUUAUGCAUCACAGAGACCUUGGAUAAGAACUCUCAUCACAAAACUAUUCUCCCAAGAAAUGAUAAUGCGUUUUGUACCAAAGUAUGGCUUGGUGAUUGAGGUCAGUGCUGAUGGGAAGAUAUUACGAAGUUUGCACGACCCCACAGGAGAGGUCAUUCCAUCCGUGAGCGAGGUGGAGGACAAGAAUGGUGUGCUGUAUUUAGGCUCCUAUAACCUUCCCUACAUAUCCAGAUUGUAUUUGGCAAGACUAGACAAAAGUUAAAGCUCAUUACAAACCAUUUGGGGGUAAAUAUAGUAAAGGAUUCACUCACUUAUUUCAAAUCAGAAUCAAGAAAAAAGUAGUUUCUUUGAUAGAACUGUACAUUAUUAGGAAUUACUUCAUCUUGUUAUUCUCUUAUGUCUUUACAAUGUGCAAUUAACAAACAAAUUAUCAACUGUCUUUCUUCGAUUUUAUUUAAUACAGUAUUUAGAUUAUGACUUUUAUAGAUUGGAUUUGCAUUUGUACUCCAAAAACAUAAUAUGUAGUUGUUGUUGAUUUUGUAAUGAGUAAUUGUAAAACAUUCCUUUCUUUAAAAAAAGUAAAUAUAUGAAUGUCUACAUGCUUACUUACCAAGUAUUUGACUAAUUAAGUUAAUAGGAUGAUAAAUACAGACUCCGGUUUCACCUGGAAUUGUUCUGUAGUUUUCACUAGAAAUUAUUCAAGAUAUUUAACCAGAAAUUUUGUUUAGUAAUUUUGAUGGCUUUGCCAAGAAUAUUGAUUUUUGCCAAAACUUGUUCAGGAUUUUCAUCAGGAAUUCUUCAAUGACUUGUACUAGGAUUGGUUCAAUUGGUUCAUCCCAAUAGGAAUUGUUUGAGGGCUUUUGUCUAGAGCUGUUCAAGGUUUUGACGAGGAAUUGUUUUCACCAAGAAGUGUUCGAGAUUCUACCCUGUGUUCUUGUUACUGUUUAUUAUUAUUGUUUAUGAGUAAAACAAGUUUGAAUAGUUAAAAUACUUUAAGCUGAGAAAAACACAUUGUCACUGUUAUCACACAAUAGAUAAGAGUAGAAACAAUACAAUACCAUUAUUUUGUCACUCUUAGUAACUUCUUCUAAGCUCACUGGGAUGAACCAGGUUAGAGUUUUUAAAAAACAGUGUUGUGUCAAUACUAAUGAGGGUACAGCUUAGGUAAUUAUAGGUAUGUGUUCCUUUUGACCAUUUAUUUAAUUAGAACUAUAUUUGUGGACCUGCUGACCUCAACCAUGACCUUCAACAUAUCAAAGAAAAAAAUUAACUCUGGCUAUGUUAAAUGUACGAAAUAAAGCUUUCAUCUUUGACAUGCAUGAUCAGUCACCCAAGGCCUUUCCGUUGUCAUUACAUUUUUGUAGCUUCUGACCUUUGACCUACUUAUCAAAAAGACUAAUUCUGAAUUUCAACCCACUCAUCAAGCUAUGUUGUCUUCUGACAACUCUUGUCUAAUAUGACAAAAACAUUGGAGAUAUUUAGGUAUCUACUGUACAUGUACCAAUACUAGGUCCAUGACAAUAAUAUGGUUUGGUCAUUGAUCCCGAUUGUUGGUAUCCCACCAAGUGUUGUUAGUGUGAUUAAUAGUAAGUGAAGUUAAUCAUGUUAUCACAGACCUUUUAUUUUUUUUAAAUUUGGUAAAAUUCCUUAUGUUAUUUUUAUACGGUAUUAUAUAUAGCAAUACUGUCUUGGCUUUUAAGUUUUCAUGUAUAAUGUGAUUAGUUUUGAAAUGUAAGCAUUGUAUACAAUGAUGGAUGUUUUAAUGUUUAAAUGCGGCUGCAUGUGAAGGAGAUGUACUUUUAUUGGAUUGAUUGAUGCGGUACAGUACGUAAAUGCAUGGCUAUAUGAAUGGAGUGAAAGUGGAAUUGGUAAUAUCAUUGUAUAAUCGAGAGACUGCAUGUGUACUCAGAAAAUCGUCCCAUAGACAGAUACUUCUGAAUGUUGAUUGUUAUUAUUGUUAUGCCCUUGCUAUGAAAUAGCUGGGUACAUAUACCAUUCCCUUGCCUGCCUGUCUGUUGUCCAUCUUUCUGUCUGUAUGUCAGACAUUAUAGACUUUGCAUUAAGGUGUUUUUCUGAGUCAAUGGGUUUGGGGAUGCCGAUAUUUCACAUGGAGGUUCUUUUUGGGUCUGACAUAUCAUUUAAUGGUGUUAAAUUGUAAAAAGGUUCUUAGUUAUUUUAACUUUUUUUACAGUUUACACAUAAUUUGAACUUGACAAGCUUUGGUUCUAAAUCCAGCCUUAUUGAUAACAUGUUAACAUAGGCCUCCCUUUUCACUAAUCUGUGAGUGUGGAGUAACUUACAUGUUCCUCCAUUUUGACCAAACUUGGACUUAUAGAAAUAUCAAUCUAUCGUUGUGAUUUUAUUUUAAGAGUCAUAACAGGGCCAUUAAUGUGAAAUUAUGUAAUUAAUACGAAAUCCAUUACAGUUUGUUAGAUAGUCCUCCGGAGGUUUCAAGAGGGCAGGUUUUUGAGUCCAAACAUUUUUCAAACCAUUUCUCUCUCUAAAAAAAGGAGAUUUAAGGCUAAAGAGUGGUUGAUAGAUAAGGAAAAUUUACUGAAUAAAUGUGCAUCCAUUAAAAUGUUAUUUUUAAAAUGUUUUUCUGUACGACUGGUGGCUCUCACCAGAAGAUCUAGUCAUCAGACAAAAUCAGUUUUGUCAAAGAGAAAUACAGAAAGAAGUGAUUUUAUUUUUAACAGUACAUCAGCCACGUUUUCCCUUUUACACAUAAGCAUAGAAUUUAUUUCGGAAGUUUUUUUUGAGUUAGGUAUUUUACUGGGAUAGCCCUUAUUGAAUGUGACAGUUACAUGUAUCCAGAGAAUGUGUAACCAUUGGUACUCUUAAAACUAGAGGCAUUGCUCACACAAACCAGUAAUCAAAUGAAAAUAAUGGCCACGUUUUGUUUGUGAUGUUUAGAGCGUUAAAUAUUUUGUAGUUGUAAUAGUCUUUACAACUGUCAUUUUUGUAUUUUCUAUGCAGCUGAAGUAAUAUUAGUACAAAUUUUGAUCAAUUUGUAAUUCUUGUAUACAUAAUUAGCUGUUAGUAAGAAGGCCGAUAAUAAAUAAUAUAUCUUACAA
Pecten maximus is the source of this 4151-nucleotide messenger RNA. RefSeq names its product adipocyte plasma membrane-associated protein-like. Lineage: Eukaryota; Metazoa; Mollusca; Bivalvia; Pectinida; Pectinidae. Bases 98 to 1339 code for a protein of 413 amino acids. The transcript is spliced from 10 exons. Gene Ontology annotation, molecular function: strictosidine synthase activity. The record is from RefSeq and is a predicted model, not a curated record. Gene Ontology annotation, biological process: biosynthetic process.